Myiozetetes cayanensis is the source of this 4227-nucleotide messenger RNA. It is a transcript of the gene SDR39U1, whose product is annotated as short chain dehydrogenase/reductase family 39U member 1. The coding region runs from base 35 to 922 and encodes 295 amino acids. The record is from RefSeq and is a predicted model, not a curated record. The transcript has 6 exons. Lineage: Eukaryota; Metazoa; Chordata; Aves; Passeriformes; Tyrannidae.
UGUCGGCGCUGCCUGGCGCGUGCGCGGCUCAGCCAUGAGGGUGGUGGUGGGUGGAGGGACUGGCUUCGUGGGCAGAACUCUGACCCAGCUGCUGCGGAGCCGCGGGCACCAAGUGACCCAUGUGUCUCGACAGGGGGGCAAGGAUCGGAUCAGCUGGGAAGACGUGUCCCGCACUGGACUGCCCCUGUGCGAUGCCGUGGUCAACUUGGCUGGCGAAAAUGUGCUCAACCCUUUCCGCAGAUGGGGUGCUGCCUUCUGCAGGGAAGUCAUCAGCAGCCGGGUUGAGACCACAAAGACCUUGGCCAAAGCCAUUGUUGAUGCUGAACAGCCACCCCGUGCUUGGGUCCUCGUCACUGGCGUAGGCUAUUACUGCCCCAGCCCCACAGCUGAGUAUACUGAAGACAGUCCCGGAGGGGAUUUUGACUUCUUCUCACGCCUGGUGAGCUCCUGGGAGGCUGCAGCUCUCAUCCCUGGGAGCCCAACUCGUGGAGUUGUGGUGAGAUCAGGUGUAGUGCUGGGUCGAGGUGGUGGUGCAAUCUCUCAGAUGCUUUGGCCUUUCCGUCUGGGACUUGGAGGCCCCUUGGGCUCUGGGCUGCAGCCCUUCCCAUGGAUCCAUAUUCGGGACCUGGCUGGGAUCGUGUGUCACGCCCUGGAGAGUGAGAGCCUGCGAGGUGUCCUCAACGGUGUCGCCCCAUCCUCCCCUGCCACCUCCAAUGGCACCUUUGCUCGGGAGUUGGCUGCAGCCCUGGGGCGCCCAGCCCUGCUGCCAGUGCCUGCCUGGGCUGUGCGGGCUGCCUUUGGGGCAGAGCGGGCUGUUAUGCUGCUGGAGGGACAGAGGGUGCUGCCAAAACGCACCCUGGAGAGUGGCUACCACUUCAUCUUCCCUGACCUGGCUGGAGCUCUGAAGGACAUUGUGUCUUGAGGCCUCCUCGGCUGGGCUGGGCCCUGUUUUUGUGAGCUCACAUGCGUUCCCCUGGGUGAAGGAGAGGAGCCCUGCCCCUGGACACUUCCCCAUUCCCAUCCAGAGAGGGUGAGCGAUGUUUUCCCCCUCUGCCUCACUGUAUGCACUCCCAGUGUGAGUCAUCCCUCUUACUGCCAUCUGCAAUCUCUGCGUUACCUGUAUUUGGGGAAGGGCACAAGCCCCUCUAAGGAUUGUGUCUGUGGAAUUGCAUAUCUCCUUUUCCACAAUGUGCAUGUGAACUGCUGGCAAAGCAGCUGGGGCUGUAAUGUCUUCUUCCCUGAGAGGUGGCUGGCAUCAGGAAACUGGUUGUAAUUAUCAGCUUUGUAAUUCUUCCAUGGAAGUUUUCCCUCCUGUCUUUCCUCCAUGAUGACAUAGAAACCUACUUAUGCUCUUCUGCUUUGCCUGUCUCAUUCUCAGUGGUUGUGGGAGAAGAUCCAUCUUUAGAGGAUGUUACACUCCAGUUUUUAAGCUGUAAGAUGCCUAGAGUGGUUAUAUUUUUAUUUAAGACUUUUUAAAAAGCCUUUUGGUUCAUUAUAACCUCAAAUUAGUGUCUGGAGAAAGAGUCACACACUCUUCUCUAAGAGAAAUUCUUCUAAUUUAGUGAGGAAAAUAAGAUAUUUUGGCAAAGGGUUUUACAGGAGUAAAAUACAACCAGGAAAAAAGCAUUUCACUAAAACAUUCAGCACAAAAACCCAUUCCACAGAAAACACUCACUACAAUCAAUCAAUAUACCAGCUUUAGUGAAACACAGUUCAUUGGUGUUGUUACCCACAAGAGCAGGGAAAGAGUAAAAGAAGAAAAGGGAUUAAAAGAGUAAAGAGAGAGAAGGAAAAGAGGAGAGAGAGAGAAAAGCAAAAAUGGUUACUGACAAAAUCUGAUGGUUCACAUAGUUCAGGCUGCAGGAAAGGAGAGAAGGCGGCGGCUCAUGUAGAGUCUCGUGUAUUUAUAGAGUUCAGUUUUCCCUCCCAGGCAGGAUAUCACCAUUUAGAGCUUUCCAGGCCAGAGUGAGUUGUGCUGUAGCCACUGACAGGCUCCAGGGGUGUGGUGUGGGUGGGCUGCCUUCAGCUCUGCCCUGACUGACAGCCCAGCUACAGGCCCUCAGCUCUGCCAGGUGCUCUCAGCAGGCCUUACAGUGUUCCUGCAGGUGUACACCCAGCUGUUCUUCACACACACACUCACAGUUGGUUCCAACCCAUGUCAACCAUGCAGUGAGAUUCAGAUCCAUUAUCUCUGGGAGUACAAAGGGUGCUGAAUUGCAUGGAGACUCUGCCAUCUCUUUUCUUGUGGCUGGUACCAAGCUGAUGUGUCGGUACCUCCAGGUGAGUCAAAUCCCAAGAGUCACACCCCUCCAGGGUUGCAUGCCCCUCAUGCUGUGGCAGGGAUGAAGGAGAACACUACUUUUUUAGGGAAAAGGGUGCAAUGGGACUGUGGUCCCUGGACUGCUCUUGAGGCCUUGGCUAAAUGCCCACUACAUCCGAGCUUGUGCUGAGGAGAAACUGGGUUCAUCUUGGUGUGAGAAAGUGCCAGUCACUGCUUUAGUCUGAAGGAGCAUUUUCAGCUAUUGCCAUUGUACUUAUCUCAGACCAGUGUGGUUUUCUUGUGUUCAUCCCAUGAGGUGGUACUUGUGCUCAGGGGGUUCCCCCUGACUGGGCAGUGAGAAUAUCCAGGCUGCCUGGGCUGCAUUGGGGAGCAGUACCUCUCAUGGAGAAGACUGCAGUUUCAUCAUCUCAUACUGUAAGGAAAGGUAUCCCUUUGCUUCCCUUAACCCUCUGUGAAAUCCACAGAGCAGGUACCUUCAGUAUAGCACUGCUUCUGGGGAAAUAUUCUUAGUGUGAUGUAAAUUGGGGCUAGAAAAUUCCAUUAAAAGGUAGUUCAGGCAGAUAAAAAAACCUGCUUUGUUUCUGAAAUAAGAAACCAUCCAGAACAAAGCAAUCCAUGUAUUUCUGGUUUAGGUCAGGUUAAUGUAGUUGCAGUAGCUGAAGGAUCAGAACUGGUGAAGUCCACUCUCUUGCCUCUUUGCUCAGUCUGCACUGGAAAUAGAAUGGCAAUCUGCUGACUUUCCAGGCAGGAAAAUUAGAAUGUGACUGUCUAGAUGGAACUGGAGAUAGUCCUUGCAGUCAGUGUAAGAAGAGGUAGGUGAAAUGGCACUUCAGGAAUAGCCAUGAAAGCAACGUGGUCUGAGAUAAAUGUGGUUUGCUUGCACUGUGUCUGUGCUGCCUGUAAGUUAGGUGCAGGUUCCUUCUUCCCAUGUGCUUCAGCCUCCUGUCCAUGAGAGCAGGCUGACCUACUGUGAGGUACAGACCCAGUUCCUUGUGGGACAAUCAGCAGUGCUGCUCUGGUUACUCCAGCUUUUUUUUCGGGCUCAGGCUUCAGUCAUCUCUCACAAAUGCUGUGGCCUGCAGCAUCCUUCUGUCCUCCAAGAUGAUUAGCCAGCCCAGUUAAGGUGUUUCUAGCAGUAUGCACCUUGGUGAUUACAAUAGCUUUGGGUUGUGAUCGGAAAUGAAAACAAGGUGGCUGGAGAAGAACUGUCAAUCUGCUACUCUUCUGAAAGAGGGUUUGUAUCCCACAGUCUCUGUUCUGCUUAGUUCCCAUCUCAGCACUCCUGAAGGAAGUCCUUGGACAAGGAAGGAGCACAUCCACUUGCUCUGAAUGGGAGGCCGUGGGUGAUGGGCUCUGGAUGUUCUGAGAUUUGUUUGACACUUAAGUUGAAAGCUUCCAUUGGGAGUUAAAACAUUACAUUCCUUCAGUGCCAAGAGAAAGUAAAAGCCAAAGCUGUUUUCACUGUGAAGAAGUGUAGAUUGCUGUGUGAUUAUGAACAGACAGCACAGUUGAGGACAGACAGGACAGGACAGGAGUAUUUUGUGCACAUAAUUGCACAGAUAUGCAGAAAUAAAAGCAGAUAUCUACAUAUGCAAAACAGGGGAGCAUUAAUGAUCUGAUAAAGACUUUGGUGCCUAUUAAGUAAACUGUGGGAACAAGCUGAGUCACUGCACCUGCAUUUAGUUAAUUGGAAUCAAAAAGGAGGAUCGACUUUGGCUAAGUGCUUUGACAGAAUGUUAUGUCUCAAAUUGGAAAACUACUUCAAACAGUCUGCAUGAUAGUGUGUGUUUUUCUCUCAUGGCUGAACACAGCCACCACAUGAUGUGAGUGUGAAUGUGUGGGAUCAAGGCACUGGUUUGGGACAAUCCUGGGAAUUCCAGUGGACUAAAAGAAAAACACCAGGUGCUGCUUACGAGAGAAUAUGAAUAAAACGGGAACACCGAAAA